AUGGAGCUAUUUCGCGAAGCCAGCGAGGACAUUCCACCAGCUUUACGUUCCGAGAUUUGGUCCGCUUUGCUAGGGGGCGCUCCCUCAGCGGUGGACCAGGCUUGCUGGGCACCCUUCUAUGAGAAUCUACUCACUGCGCCUUUGAAAAGCCGAGAUCAACUGGGCCAUGCCCAUCUACUGGGCCAUCGCGGCAGCUCGAAUGCUUUGGCAACUCCAGCUGCGGAGGAGGACAUCCUGCAAACAGCCAUGGUUUGCAUCCAAGGCUGGCAAGAAAAGCACCAGGGCAUCAGAGGAGGCGAGUCCCACAGUGUGGGCUCAGUCAUUGCCAGGCUCGAGAGAAUUGUCCGGGCCGUGCUGACCGCCAAUCCCUCACUGCGCUGCGCGACAGGCCUUGGGGUAUUGUGCCAGCCUAUUGCCGCCGUCUUCGGUGCCGAGGAGGCAGCAGCUUUUUUGGCAGCGCAGCGAAUCCUCCACGGCUUUCUUUGGCCGCUCUACGGUCGCGAUGGCAAAGCACAGCGCAGGCACUAUCUGCAACUCUUUGGGGCUCUGCUGGGUUUUGCCGAUCCAAUCCUGGCGCUUCAUCUGCAGGAGUUGGGCAUGGAACCGGAGGCUUAUGCGAGCGAUUGGUUCUCGACUUGGUUCGCUCAGCUUCUUCCACAAUCGCAGGCUGUGCGUUUGUGGGAUGCUUUGCUCCUGCGGCCGCCGCAGUUUUCGCUUUUCGUUGGAGUUUGCUUGGUGCAUUUCUUCAGGCUCUCCUUGUUGGCGCUGGAGGAAGCGUCCCACGUCGCCAGCUUCCUGGCCAGUUGUGCUCAGCUCGUCGACUGUCAAGUGCUGGUCUCCUCUGCGGUCGCUCUUUUUCAGGCCACUCCGGCCUCUGUGACGCUGCCGGUGUUCCCGCGGCAUUCUGCCGGCGAGGCGCUUCUCUGGGAGCAUGGUUCUACCGCGAUGGCAGCGGCAGAUCCCGAUUGGGGAUAUCUCGAUUCAAUUUCGAUGGACCCGUGCAUUGAUCCAAAGAUUGAUCCAAGCGGGCUUAAAGACGGUGAGACAUCUCCACACCAACAGCUAUUGCAGCAUGCCACGGAGCAGUGGCGCCAGUGCGAAUGGUGGCGGCAGAGAAUCAACAACAGCCCAACUCCUCCCAUCAUCACUGUGGACGACCUCCUCAGCUUUCGAAGCUGCUGCUAUGUUCUGGAUGCGCGCUCAAGCGAGGAGUUCGCCGACUGCCAUUUCCAAUCCAGUAUCCACGUUAAGGAUGCGGACGUCCUGGACUUGCUGAGGACUUUGCCACAAGAGCUAGUGGCGCAGUGCGGUACGCCUUCACCGUCCCUGCAGAAGACAAGCACAUCAGCAAGUGGAGUACAAGCAAGUGCUGAAGGAAGUGCGGCUGCAUCUGAGCCGCUCGCUUCCAGCAGCCCUGAAGAAGCGCCCCCUUGGCUGGGCAAGGAUCUCCGGCCGCGUCUCGUGGUCGUGGUGGGUGGGGAAGACUUGGGCACCGACUUUGCGGAACGACUUCGAAGCGAAGGAAUACCUGGAAAACUCUCACACUCGCAAGGCAUGUGGUGUGCUUGUUGGGCGGCCUCGCAGCGCUUCGUGAGGAAGCGCCCCGGCACGAUCUCCCAGCGCGCUUACGCAUUGCUGGGGGUAGGUUGUGAUUCACUUCUCGAGGAUUGGAUUGUUAAUGCGUGGCGAGUGAUGGAAGGCCAGACCUUUUUACGGCAACAUCCGAAAGAGAGGUUCACCUGGAGUUUCUGCAACGAGCUUGGCUUGCUUGGACUCUCGCAUGCCGUCAUGGAGCUAGCAUCAGGGUCUGUUUUGGCUCGGUCAGCUGUAGUCGACCCUUCGCGCGACUGGCCGGUCAUGGUCGCGCAAUGCGGCCUUCCCCGCGCCACAGCGGUUCUUUGGCAGCUCGAGGGCCUCGUGAGGGCAAAUCUUCGGCCACAGAUCUACCACCUCAACGCAGUAUUGAAUGCAUGUGGCAGAACGGGUGAUUGGCGCUUUGCGGUAGACCAUCUCCAGAAGAUCGUGCAGCAUGACCUUUGGCCUAACAAGUUCAGCUUCUCCGCUGCCAUCAGUGCUUGUGAGAAAGGAAACCACUGGCAGGUGGCACUUGCACUCCUCGCCGGCAUGCCCGAAUGGAAGGUUGCCGCGGAUACCGUUGUUCUCAACACCGCGAUCAGUGCCUGUGGCAAAUCAGAACAAUGGGAGGCAGCGUUGCAUCUGCUGCACGGGAUGCACGACUCUCUUCUGGAGGCAGACGCCGUUAGCUUCAAUGCUGCCAUCGUCGCAUGCCGGAACUUCUGGCAGCUGGCCUCACAACUGCUGCAGGAUGCUUUGGUGGGGCAUCGUGCAGUCGUCAACAACUGGAACGCCGCAGCAUCGACACAAUCCUGGGAAGCAGCGCUGUCACUGCUGCUAGCGCUGCAAGGCGCUAGGGCCGCUCGGGAUGUGGUAUCUUUCAGUGCGCUGUUCGGCGCACUUGGUGUUGGUAAGAGAUGGCCGUUCGCUGGACGUGCGCUUCAGCAGAUGAGAGAGAAGGACAUCGACUCAGAUGUUGUUUGCGCCAAUGCUGCUGCGAAUGCAUGUGCCCAAGGUGGAGUUUGGCAAGCCGCCUGGUCAUUUCUGCAGGACUUGUGUAUGCUAUCAUUGCGAACAGAUCAAGGUUUGGUCAGCUCCACAAUCAGUGGAACGCGGGUAGAUGCAGAACUCGACAAGGAGGGUUGCGCAUGGAUCUUUGCUCUGCGGAUCCUUGGACAUUCCCAGGAUGUGGCAUUGCCACCUUCUGCUGUGAGCCGAUCCAAUGCCUUGUGCACCUGUGGCAAAUCAGCUGCUUGGGAGGCUUCGCUCAGGCUUUUCGAGUCCUUGCAAUUGACGACGGUGGAGCCGGAUUCCGUGUGCCACACCGUUACCAUCAACGCAUGGCAAGCAGGAGAUCGUUGGCGCCAUGCAAGCGUGGCCUUAGAGGCGAUGCCAUGCGAGCGCCUUUCCACCGAUGCUUUCGCUCAUGGUGCUGCCCUUUAUGGUGGUCGAGUCGGAGCUGCUUGGGCUGCUGCCUCGGCGAUGCUCCACGCAAUGCAAUCCGGCGGCUUGCGAGCUUCAGCACCCAGCGACACCGCGGCCAUUGGUCACUUAGCAAGAGAGGGACAGUGGCUUCAAGCCGUGCAGUACUUUGCGAAGGUGCAGAUGCAGCAGAGCAGUGUGGAAGCAACAUCCUGCUGCGUAGCCAUCCGCGCGUGCCAGCAGGCUUCUACCUGGGAUUGGGCCCUUGCCGCCCUCAGUGCUGGAAGAGAUGCAGAUUGCAACGCUGCUGCCCUUGGGGCUUGCAGGAAUGGUCGUCAGUGGAUUCGCUCAGCCAGCCUCUUGAUGGAGAUGCUGGCUUUUGCCGUCAAGCUUGAUAUCGCCAGCAGCACCUCGGCUGCUUCUGCAGCGUCCGCGGCAGGCGAGUGGUCUAGGGCACUCUCGCUCCUCUGCCAUGCUGCAACUUCGCGUGCCGUCUUGGACGAGAAAAGCUUCCUCAUCACCUACCAGCUGCUGCGGCAAUCCGGGCAAGAAGCGUUGGGCUUGGUGCUCGAUUUCGAGGAGCUCGCCUCGGCGCAGUUUGUCUCGUUCAUGCCGUGGGCCCUGGCCUCCAUGGGCGGAGCCAGUGCUGAAGACAUGCAUGGAACCAUGGCCGAGGCUGCUGCUGCGAUCCGGCGCGAAGCACCAACACCCAUGGCAUUGGCCAGCCUUUGGUGGUCAGCCUCCAUGUUGGGUGUGACAAGCCCUUCCUUUGCUAGAACGUUGAGCAAGUAUGCCCGCCAACAAGUCGAUGCAUUCCGUUUCAGCGAACUGCUAAUGGUCCUUUGGGGCGCAUGCGGCAGUGCGAAGGACCAGCAGGUGCAGUUGGCUUUCCAGCGGGAAGCAGCGGACAGACUAGACAAACUUGACUGGGCGAGCUUGCCCAGGCCGAUGCAGAUUGCAUGGACGUUGGACUGUUUGGGCUCGCUGUGGGCCUGCACCUUCUCUCGCACCCUCACGGCCGAUGCCCACCAUCGAAUUCGUGCGGCGUUGCUCCGAUUUGGAGGAAUGUUGGACCGCAUUCAGGAGACGAUCGUUCCAAAGACUCCAGGAAGACAGCGCUUGGUGCAUGAUGAAUCUCAGCCGGCGAUUGUGUUGGAUGCCUGGGACAGUGUGGUCCUCUUCAAGCCCGCAGAUUAUGAAGUCCAUGACGAAAACUCCGAUUUACCCCAGCUGUCGUGCUUCAUGUCUGCCAUGUUCUGCAAUAAGUUGCCGAUUCUGCACGAUGAGGAGCACGAGCAUGGCUUCCUCCACCGCUUAGAUGUGCCAAGUUCUGGACUAAUCUUGGCUGCCAAAUCCUUCGAGUGUUACUAUGAUCUGCAGGUGCAAUUGGUGACUGGUCAAAUUUUGCGAGACUCUUGCCGGUGA
Messenger RNA from Symbiodinium necroappetens, 4422 nucleotides. Lineage: Eukaryota; Dinophyceae; Suessiales; Symbiodiniaceae. The record is from the annotation of a GenBank genome assembly.